This is a messenger RNA of Williopsis jadinii, 423 nucleotides long. It is a transcript of the gene HCH1, whose product is annotated as Hch1p. Bases 1 to 423 code for a protein of 140 amino acids. The transcript has a single exon. NCBI's taxonomy places the organism in Eukaryota, Fungi, Ascomycota, Saccharomycetes, Phaffomycetales, Wickerhamomycetaceae. Gene Ontology annotation, molecular function: ATPase activator activity; protein-folding chaperone binding. Gene Ontology annotation, cellular component: cytosol. Gene Ontology annotation, biological process: positive regulation of ATP-dependent activity; protein folding. The record is from RefSeq and is a predicted model, not a curated record.
AUGGUGGUGCACAACCCUAACAACUGGCAUUGGGUCGAUAAGAACUGUCUCCCAUGGGCAAAGGAAUACUUUGCAACGCAGUUGCCAAAGCUGGAGCUGUCCAACAACCAGUUCAAGAUCACAAACGUCAAUGUCACCGGUGACUGUGAUGUCUCCAACAGAAAGGGCAAGGUGAUCUGUAUCUAUGAUAUGAUUUUAGAGAUCACGCUCCAGUCCGAGGAGACCACAGGUACUUUGAAGGUCAAAGAGUUCAUCCAUGAUGAGCAGGAAUAUGAGUAUGAGUAUUCUAAUUUCGGAUCCACCAAGGCUCUUGUUCAAUCACAGAUUGUGCCAGAGAUCCAAAAGAUCCUUUGGCAGUUCCAAGAGGACCUUAUCAAGUCACAAGAGGAGGAUCUGCAGUUGAAGAACGUUGCUCACGAGUGA